UAAUCAGGUUUAAACCGUUUAUUUAAAUAAAUUGUAUGCAAUGUUUUCAUAUACUCUGCCAUGUGGUGGCUUUAAAACAGUCACAACAAUGACGAACGAAAAAAUUACAUUCGACCCGCCAGUCUACGAGCAGCGUUACUGCUACGCUAUUCAAAUUUUGGAAGACCCACGUUGGACUAAGCAAAUAAAAAAGGUUGUGGAGUUUGGUUGUGCCGAAAUGCGUUUGUUUAAUUUAAUGCGACGUAUUGAAACCAUAGAACAUAUAUUACAGGUCGACAUAGAUGAGGAGCUACUUAAAAAUAAUUUAUCACGUGUAAAUCCUCUAAUUUCUGACUAUAUUCGGCAAAGAAGCGGCCCAUUGCGCGUCGAGGUGCUAAAAGGCAGCGUAGCAGAUUCAUCUGAGGAGCUGCGUGGCACGGAUGUAGUAAUUGGACUUGAACUAAUUGAACAUGUCUAUGAUGACGUGCUGGCCAAAAUACCGGCAAAUGUUUUUGGUUUUAUGCAGCCGAAAAUUGUGAUUUUCAGUACUCCCAAUUCUGACUUCAAUGUGAUAUUUACACGUUUUAAUCCAUUGCUAGAGAAUGGUUUUCGCCACUUGGACCAUAAGUUUGAGUGGACACGCGAGGAGUUCAAGUCGUGGUGCUUAGAUAUUGUUGAAAAAUAUCCCAAUUACUUGGUGUCUCUAACAGGCGUCGGUGAUCCUCCAAAAGAUUUCGAAUCGGUGGGUAAUGUCUCCCAAAUAGCUGUAUUCGUCCGUAAGGACUUGCUUGACAAGCCCCUGGUUGAUCCACUACCAUCGAAAACCGAACCUGUCGAUGAAUUUACUACACCAUAUAAAUCCCUUCAAGUGGUAGAUUUUCCUUACUACACGGAUACUCGCACUGUAGAAGAGAAAAUUUGGGCAGAAGUUGAAUAUGAACUACAUCGUUGCAUGCGUAGCGAGGAUAAUUUUGAUAUCCAACACCAAGUUUAUAAAAUGCCUAUGGAUCUACUGCUUCAGCACACACAGUCUUUCGGUGCCACUCCAGAUAUAUUAGAAAAAUUACUCGAAGAGAAUGAUAUGAAAGUAGAGGAUGGCUACAUUAUAUUAGAAGAAAAUCCAUACAACGAGGAAGAUGAUUUAUGUUUCAACAAUGAUACUUCGGAAGUGUCUUAUGAAGAGGUACCGCAACGUGAAGAUGUUGAGGAGAACUGGGAUCUGGUAUAAUUAUAUAAGACAGAUAUACCAUGAUUGAUUUGAGUACCAAAAAUGAAACGCCAAAGGUACGGCAGCGGGAAAUGUACAUAAGACUUUCAUUUACAAAUAAUCGUUCAUUGACAAUAAAUAGAUAUAUAAAUUCCAUCCAUAAAUGUAUGAUUUAGAUUUUAAAUACGCGUUAGAUCUUAAUAAAAUGAUAAGGAAAAUGUUGAGGUGACUGGGAUAUAAUAGGUCGUUUUAAAAUAUUUUUCACAAUAAAUCAGUAAAUUUCUACCAAA
This is a messenger RNA of Scaptodrosophila lebanonensis, 1476 nucleotides long. RefSeq names its product small RNA 2'-O-methyltransferase (gene Hen1). Gene Ontology annotation, cellular component: nucleus; cytoplasm. The record is from RefSeq and is a predicted model, not a curated record. The transcript has 4 exons. Gene Ontology annotation, molecular function: O-methyltransferase activity; RNA methyltransferase activity. NCBI's taxonomy places the organism in Eukaryota, Metazoa, Arthropoda, Insecta, Diptera, Drosophilidae. Bases 41 to 1207 code for a protein of 388 amino acids. Gene Ontology annotation, biological process: RNA methylation; siRNA processing; piRNA processing.